Alternaria incomplexa is the source of this 1488-nucleotide messenger RNA. RefSeq lists its product as uncharacterized. The coding region runs from base 1 to 1488 and encodes 495 amino acids. Lineage: Eukaryota; Fungi; Ascomycota; Dothideomycetes; Pleosporales; Pleosporaceae. Gene Ontology annotation, biological process: regulation of DNA-templated transcription. Gene Ontology annotation, molecular function: zinc ion binding; DNA-binding transcription factor activity, RNA polymerase II-specific. The transcript has 2 exons. The record is from RefSeq and is a predicted model, not a curated record.
AUGGUGCAGCAGGGCGCGAUGAUCGCACCACCACCGUCAAGACCGACGAAGCCAGCCAGACGCACAAAAGCGCACGUUGCGUCAGCUUGUGUUAACUGCAAGAAGGCACAUCUCAGCUGCGACGUCCAACGCCCAUGUGGCCGUUGCGUCGCUUCUGGAAAGCAGGACACAUGCAAAGAUGUGCAGCACAAAAAGAGAGGAAGGCCACGAUUGAGAGACGACAGAGAGUUCACUAGAUCAGACGACGGAAGACCACCUAGCCAGCUCAUAGGAGCGCCACCUACCUCCGAACCUCACGCUCAUCAAGCGCCUUACCCAGUAUCUCAGCAAUAUCGACCCUUCGAACCUCAACGAAGUCUGGAGAGUACUGCGCAUCAGAAGGAGCUCCAUUCCGCUGCGUCUGCGCCCCGGGACACGCCCAACAGCGUGGGUGACUACAGCGGAGUGCAGGCACUUCCCUACGGUGUGGGACCGAAUUUAGCGUACCAAAAGCUGCCUGUCGUUUACCUAAAUUUGGACCUGGUGAUACAAAAAGCAAACCAGGCUUUCGCGGACCUCGUAUCGUUCCUCGGAGACAUCAGGGGCAAGCAUCUUGGCGAGCUUCUGGAAGCGCGACAGAAUGAGAGCAUGCAGAAGCUGCGAAACGAUUUGCGCGAUGAGCGCGACGAACGUGAGCCGACGUACAUGGCGCCCAUCACCCCGGUCGGACAAGAUCCCAUGCGCGCGGUGAUGGAGUCGGUCCAGGAUCAAGACAUUGACCAUGUCACCCAGGGGUACACGAAUCGGCCCAUGUACCUCAGCUUUCGUCUGCCGGCUAGUGGACAGUACCAGUCGCUGUCGGUCCAAAUCCGGCUUGCCAGGACGUCUCUGUACUUUGUGACGCUCGUCGUGUGCUCACCACCAAGACACGCGAGACCGACUCUGUUAACGCAGCAGUUAGCGCCCUCAACAUCGCGACAUACCUCUCAGGCCAUGUCCGCACCGACAGCAGUCUCGCAAUUCACGCCGCAUCAAGAGCGUCGAACUUCGACAACAAGCUCUGGACCAAACUCGCCCUUCAUCAACAUCUCCUCCAUCCGCACGUCCCUCCCCACAUUCAGUCCAAGCUCUUACAAGAGCAGCCCUUCGUACGGCUACUCUCCCACCGCAGGCCCAGAAUCGGGCUACUUCCCGACCUACCAAGUCCCGCCGCAGCCCACCAGCAGCGCAUACCCUUCGCCAUACGCACAACCAGCGCGCCCCCCUGCCGCAACAUCCGAACCUCUCCGCGAGCUCAACCGGCCUCCCCGUCUCGAAGGCCUCCACCUGCCGCCCAUUCGAACAGGGCCCGCGCCGCUUGGUUCUCCGCUCCACGUCGAAACAAGCGCUGCGGAACGCGAGCGUGUGCGAACGCACGACUCACCGUCCAGUAGCGCCGAGCAGCGGAGGCCCGAGUCGCCUGACAUGGGCAAGCGGCGGCGGUUGAAUAUACAUGAGGUGCUCGACUAG